This is a messenger RNA of Amoebophrya sp. A120, 6026 nucleotides long. Lineage: Eukaryota; Dinophyceae; Syndiniales; Amoebophryaceae. The record is from the annotation of a GenBank genome assembly.
GCAUUUUGCUCGUGCAUAAGAUAUUCAUAUUGAUAUUUCGUGAUGCUGUUUACGCGCAAAGAACCACGGUUAAAGUCGAAAGGAGGAUGUGCCAAGCUCCAAUAUUGCCCCGGGCCCGUCUGUCUCAAAUGUUGUUGGAAGUGAGACAGGGCCGCGUUUUGGGUUUUGUCCUGUGUAGAAUAGUAGAUAGAGAAAUCUAAUAUAAAACAAAUCGCUAUCGUUCUGCAGUUUUUCUUUUCGCGCUUUUGUGUAACUGUAGUUCUAGUUGUAGAUACCACCUAUCACCGCAACUUUUUGCCCCCACCGUAUUCUUGAGGACAUCACUCAACGAACACACACGCUGAAUGGAUCUUGUGCACGCUUCGCGGCCUCAAGUCCUACGGCCUCGUGGUUUCGCAAACCCGGGCAAGACUAAGCAUACGUAAAAUGAAAAUCAAAAUACAGAAAGCGAAGAGUUUGAUGAUCUGUCGACCGACGCGCACGGUUGUCCAGAGCGCGGGCAUGUGGAGACGAGCAGGGCCUCUUCAAACGUAGUCCACCUAGUUCUUUCACCAGGAGGUACUACGAACUGAACAGCAGCUGCGCCAAAAGAUGAGCCACGAAGAUGUAGUAGCUCCGGCUGCUCCAAACUUGGCUCGUGCUGGAGGUGUUCCUGUACCUCCCUUGACGGAGUUUUCUCCGCCGCCACGAAAAUCAAAAGCGGAAGAAGAAGACGACGCCAGCGGCACAAGAACUACUUCUCUGACUGUUUCAGAAGCCUUAGAAAGAGAAAGCAAGCGGAUUGCGAUCUUGCGCCAGCAGAUUGAUCUCGAACUGGCUACUGCCUUCUGGAACAACGCUGUAGUGACUGCUACAGCAGCAGCCACCUCGUCUGAAAAAUCGUCCACACCAAGGAGAAGUACCAGUGUGAAGGAACUCGAUCGUUGGACCACUUCAGAAGUCGUUCCGGCUCCAUCGAGCCCCGGAGGUGAAGCUGCGCCGCCAUCGCCUCUGACAGACAUUGUACAACCACUGCCCCCGCCUCACACAACCUCCGGCGGAUUGAUGAACCUUGGCCUCAAGGAAGCACCAGAUGCCGCAGCCGCCGCACGGCUCCUUAUGAGAACCAAACUUCCUAUUAAUCCAGUGGACCACCUGCCCGUGGAUUUACCACGACUCAGCUGGGACGUUCUAGACCCCAAGAAGAUCCAGCGGGUGUUUCACUGCGAGGGGCAGACCGAGGCGGAAAUGGCCGAGUCUUACGGGAGACUUUGCGGAGACCGGAUGAAAAUCUUGUUUGACUUCAAAAAGUAUCCCAUUGAUGUGCAAAAGUUCGUUGUACUUGUAUCGUGGCCACUAAGUUGUAACUGCACCGACGGCGACGCAUGACAGGUCUGUUUCUUGGCCUGAAACUGCAUCAGAAAUUUCGUUUUUUUGGAGAAUUUUGAUGUGAUGCAACUUCCACAAGCACGAUGCUUUUGCCAAUUGCUAUUGCAUAAAAAGCAGCUGUACCAGUACUUUGAUGCCGUGGACGACUGGUAUGAGUACGCGAUGGACGUGAAGGCCAUGAUGGAGCAAAAGUGCCCCAAUGCGUACAACGAGAUUGUCAGCAUCGCGAAGGGCAGCGCGGAUUUGCACGACAUGACAGAAUCCAUGCUGUUCAUGAUGGCCUGCGAGUACGAGGCGAGCAUGACCUUUUGCGACCGGCGGAAGUUCCGGAAUUCCUACGCAGUGUCCCGGAGCAGCUCGCGCACGCCGGGCGCCGGCGGUUUCUCUGGAUCGGCGUCGUCCGUGGUCAGCGGGGGCGCCGGCGGUUUCUCGGGAUCGGCGUCCGUGGUCAGCGGCCGGUCCUACACCGUCGCAGACGGGUCGGUGGGAAACGAGGAGGUGGUCGACCUCUCACAGCACCAUCUGGCCGCAGUAACGACAGGACCGGGCGGCGGACAAGCGCCGGAGCCCCAGCCCCAGCCCGCCGACUUACGGCAGCGGUCCCGCUCUCGUCGUGUAAUCGACAGCAGUUCUACUCGUGUUCACACACCUCCGUCUUCUGGCAGGGGGAAGAGCAAAGAGCUGCUGAUUAACCGCGCCGUGGAGCGCUUACAGGAGGAGGGAGGACAAGAUGAACAAAGAAUAACAAUACCAGCACAGGACUCCAUCUACAGAGGACAAUAUGAUGCCCAAGAUCCGCAUCCGCGUUUGCUUCUUGACACAGAAGAACUACAUCAAACUCGCAGCUUUUCAUCUACUUCCCACAGUACUAGCAGUCGCAAGCCGUACACCAGCCCGCGACACCAGCACCAGCCACAGCUCAGCAAGAACACUGUCAAAGACCCAGAAGAGGAACUUUUCCGCAAGUUGAUCUCCGGCCCGAAGGCGUGCACCGGUCUGGUUUGCCGUGCCUACGCCGAUGAGAACUUUAGCUUGGAGGUGGUGCCGCCCAUGAACGGAGUGGUCACCUUUGAAGUCGAAAAAAUGGAAGAGUCACACUCCGCGCCGGAGACCUUCAUGAGCAGCCCGACGGCGUUUUCUUCGCCACGGAUCCAUCACGAUAAUUCAGAAAACAUCAAUUACAAUUUGGCUUCUUCUGAGCAAGCUGCCCCGGAUGAUACCGACAGUGUGACGACUGCGGCUGCAUCAGGCGGGGUCACCACUUCUAAAAAUAGUAGAGUCCUGACGAGUCCAAGCGAGAGCAAGACCAGUGCCGGCGAGGACGGGACGCCGGUGGUCCGAGAGCUUUCUACUUCCGAUCAUGAACUGCACAAGAAUUCUCCGUUGAUGUUGAUGGGGCAGGGAGGUGAAGUCGAAGAAGAAGAAGCGAGAUCGGGUAAAGUUUCAUCUCCGGCGCCGCAACAGCAGGAGAGCGACGGCGAGUUGUCCACAAGAACUCCUGCUGCUCUCACGACCACUCCUUCGACGACGGCCGACGACCCAGCGACCGCAACGAGCAGCGCCCCGCAGGUUGUAUUUGAAGUGCAAGACCACUAUCAUGACGUGCACAGCACCGUGGCGGGAACCUUGAUGACGCGUCCCGUGCAGAAGGAAAAGCCGCGCGUUCGAUUCGUAAAUGUGGCCGCAAAUUCGACUUUGCUGUACUACAGCCUGGACGUGGACGCUGGGUUGGAAAUAUGAAAGCGUGACACUAGUAAAAAAGCCCUAUCUUCACGUAUCAGUCUAUCAUUUGCAUUUUUUCUUUUGAGUACAAAGAUAACAACAAGCAGCGCUUGCGGGUCCAUUCCUGCGAGACGGGGCUGACUCUGUCGGAUGUUGAAAUCUGUACCUGUAGCUGUACCACAGCGGUUGAAAAUAUAGACAAACCCUGUGCCUGGAAGACGAAGAUGCAAGAACAACGUGCUCGUGAUAGAGCUCUCGUCUACUUCCCUUAUUUCCGCUUUCAUAGCAAACGCAGGACAGCUACACGGGCGUAACGACCAGCAUCGACCCACCGGACGUGCUGUACCGUGUCGAGAACGUGUAUGGCGUUCUCAAACGUUACAUUCUAUAACUGUUAGACAAAUUUGUCAUGCAAAAGUACCUUAAGCCGGCAGAUGAUCGAGCUGCUUCGCAUGACAAAUUUCGGAAGGGCUACUUAGACAGCAUCUAAAUCUGCGCCAAAAUUGUAAUGCAAAAGGCGCAACGGCAACCUUCCUCCUUUCACUUUUGCCAGUCUUGCAUUACAAAUUUAUGUAGCAGUUCGUUGAGAAUGUAACAUUUGCGAACUCCAUAACGUGGAGAAAAAAUCCGAACAGACCAAGUCCUGCACCGGUUGCGGCAUAUGAAAGUGCACAACUCCCCCUCCCCCUCAUUUGUCAUGCAAAAUUACAAAUCCACCCUUUGCAGACUGUUAGCACUGUCUGCAUGACAGAUUCCGGAAUCCAAAAUAGCACUACAAUCUUCUAUCUAGGUAGGAGUUUGUCAUGCAAAAGCUGCAUCUUUGCCAGCGCUUGUGUUGCUGUUCAUGCAACACAAAUGAGGUGGAGGGGAAAUUGUGCAGUUUCAUACGGCAUUCAGACCAACGACGAGACGCCGCCGCUGUGGCUGAACGGCGCGCUGGAUGUGAUUGUGGUGUACCCUGGCAUCUCCGCGCGCUACGUGCACCCCGGGCUGCCCAUGUACAUGGGCGUCAACGAGUGGGGCGUGUCCGUGCUCUGGAUGGCGGUGGACGACGGGUCUCGGAAUGUAGUAGGGACCAAGACCCAGAUGGACGAUCUCCUGUUCAAUACACCCGGCGGCACUUCUACGUCCCCUAGUGGGAAAAUGAUGAUGCCCCGGCUCUCGCCCGUCCGGGAGCACGAUUACGACAGCGACAAUUUUAUCUCGGACCACUACGACACCUGGUCGGACCACAGCCACGCGGUAGUUUUGGACGGCGGCAAGAAUGGACGAGCAGGACGCGGCGCUGGUGGUGCACCAGCGGCUUUAGUUACAACUAGCGACUUCGAAGAAGAUGUUGAUCCAGUUCCAGCCCCAGAUCCCGCAGGAGGCGCCCCAGUGGAGCAGUUUCUCCCCCCCGUCUACAGCUUCGACGGCGGGAUUCCCACGACCGUGGCCAUGCGGGAAAUGCUGUCGAAAAAGUCGGCGGAAGAAGCCGUUUUGUGGCUUCAGGAACAGCGUUUGGCGGUGCCAAAUUCUUGGUUCGUCUCGGACAAGAAAACGCGGUACAUUGGUAUGACAGAUGAGGACUCAGCUGUGAAUAGAUCAGUUGUGAACUGACGUGUUGACAAGGAGGUGGAGGCUAAUCUAAUAUAUAUAUUUAUAUGUUCCUUAACGUCGAGCAAGACCAAGCUUCAUUGGAGUUAUGCAGCCAAAAUCAAAGUUAAUGCUAAGUCUGUCGGUGUGACUUUUAUGCAGAACCAACCUGCAGUGUUGGUGGUGUCGGUGUGAUAUCACACGCGGCCCUGCUGCUGCUUUUGCUGUCGUUCAUGCGACAGCACACAGCAGCUCUCCUUGUCAAUGAACUGAAGACGCUGUCACAGCUCGUCUUAAGCAAGUCCAUAAUCGUGGAAGUUGCGCCAGGGCAGCAGGUUUUUGUGCGGGAUGUGUCGCAAGACGAUUUCUGCGCGCAUGCGAACCAGUUUUCGGAGUGCCCGGAGCUGAUCGCCCGCGACCUGAUGCGGGUGCAGUCCAGUCCGCAACGGCUCCAGCGAUGCCGAAAAGCUAUGUGGGACGACAAACUUAUCUCUAGCGAUGAUAGUGUGGUUGUGAUGACAUGAGUACUUUCAGGCAUAUUACAAAUUUGACAUAAUGAUGAUUCCGUCUCUACUCGUCCAGGUCUAGCAUAAUCACAAAAGGAAAUAAGUACCACAUCCCUUGCACAAUACCGUCAUUGCAAAACAAAAUCAAAAGCAAACAUAGGCUCCACUACAGUCGCUAGUUGACAUUGUUUCACACGAUAAAAGCCGGGCGCGAUCAGGUGCAGCCCUCCGUUAAUAGCGGUGUCGCGGACGUGCAGGAGGCGGCUAAGGAGGCUUUUUUGGACCCCAUCUUGUUGCGGCCGGACGGCAACUGCCUGGCUACCAUUUUACUGGAUCCGCACGCGCCGGCAAUUGAGGUGCGCUUCAAAGAACACGAAGGCCCGGGGACGCUGGACCGCGAUAACAAGUGGCAUCGGGCCGAAGUGCACCCUACUGCUGCUCCAACUUCUACACCGGGAGAAGGUGCUGGAGCGGCCCCCACAACGAGCUAGAAGGCCCGGGAGGAUUUUUUCGAUUCUGACGAGGGCGUGAAUAGCAGGCGGAAGAAGAAGGCAGCUGCCGACGGCAUCAAGAAUGGUCGCUAGAUGCACAUUUUUGUGCGUGUGUGAUCAUAAACAUAUUCUGGCGUACUGAAACAAAUGAGAAUGAAGUUCUUGAUCAUGUUUCCUCGCAAGAUAAUGGUCUGAUAAUCCAUGGACGAUUUGUAAGUAGUCCUGGCACAGUAGUUUACUUUAGUCUAGUCAUUGAUUCAGUUUUUUACGUUUCGCUUUCGCAUUCUCAAUCCAAAUUUGUAAAAGACAAAAGAAAAGCAAAAUUGCGUGCGGAAAACUUGAUUGCGGGACGCACUGCCACCAC